Molecule: messenger RNA, 2019 nt
Organism: Anopheles cruzii
Lineage: Eukaryota; Metazoa; Arthropoda; Insecta; Diptera; Culicidae
Product: esterase E4-like
Exons: 6
Coding region: 1-2019 (672 amino acids)
Source: RefSeq, a predicted model, not a curated record
AUGGUGGCCAUUGAAGGACUAGGUCUUGUGCAAGGCUCCGUGGGUCGCACUGCUUGGACCGGUCGACCGAUCAGCCAGUUCCACAGCAUAAAGUACGCCGAAGCGCCCACCGGUGAUCUGCGCUUUCGUGCUCCCGUCAGUGUUAGACCUUGGCCAGGAGUGUUGGACGCUUCCUCCGCGAGUCGGCCCUGUCCACAGGUGCGCCUCACCACGACCGCAGACGAUCCGAAGGCCGAGGAUUGUCUUUCGCUUUCCAUCUACACGACCAGCUGGUUGCUUAUCGGGGUCCUGUGGGCGGCGCUAUCGCUGGGUGGCCAUGUUAGCGGUCAGCAAAACACGCCGAUCGUCGUGAUUGAUGGUCUCGGCAGCGUACAAGGCACGCGUGGCCGAACGGCCUGGACCGAUCGGGAGAUUUUCAAGUUUCACAACAUACGCUACGCCGAGGCUCCGGUAGGCCAGCAGCGAUUCGUCGCUCCGAUAGCCGCCAAACCGUGGAGCGGCAUCUUCAAUGCGGCCGUCCCCGGGCGACCCUGUCCACAGGCGGGACUGAACGGUACCGGUAGUGAGCUGCUGUCCGAGGAUUGUCUUACCCUCUCGGUGUACACGCACAGUACGACCUCCGCCAACCGGCCUGUGAUGGUGUUCAUACACGGUGGAGCGUUCGUGAUGGGUUCCGCCUCGGACUACGGCCCAGAAUAUCUGCUCGAGCGGGACAUCGUACUCGUGGUCAUACAAUAUCGCCUCGGACCGCUCGGAUUCCUGUCGACGGGAACGGCCAAUAUCCCCGGAAAUGCCGCCAUGCUCGAUAUGAUUAUGGCCCUCGAGUGGGUCUCCCAGAACAUACACUCCUUCGGUGGGGACAAUGCGCGGGUGACACUGUUUGGCGAAUCGUAUGGGGCGGCCGCAGUGUCGGCGCUGCUCUACAGUCCCCUCGUUCACAGCUCCCUCUUUAGCCGGGCAAUCAUCCAGUCCGGAUCAAUCUUUGCUCCGUGGGCCACGUGUCACUCGCCGAAGGAGGGCGCCAUGGACAUUGCUCGGUUGGUGGGGUGCGAUCGACCGGCCGAAAGGGUGGACGACUGUCUGAGGACCGUAUCCGCUUACUCGCUCAUGCAAGCCUACGAGCAGCACAUGAACACCCAAGUCAACACCAGUGGCUAUCCGGACGUGUCGGGAGCGUGCAUUGUCAUCGGCGAUGCUUCUCCAUUCCUGCCAAAGCAUCCGAAAACAUUGGCCCGUGAUGCGAUACGAAAGGUCGAACUGAUGGCCGGGACUACCUCGCAGGAGGGGCUAAUGUUUUGGGAGACCAUCCACCGGUACGGGCUGUCGUACAAUCCGGCCACGAUGAGAUCGUCCUGGGAUCUGUUCCAAUUGGUGGACAUCAUCAACGAGCGGUUCGGAUCGAACUCGAAUGACGGGUCCCAAAUCUGGUACCAGAUCUUCAACACGUUUGACUCGCCUGAGCUCGAUCGGGCCAACUACACCGAGCUUUUGCCAGCGUUGGUCGAUAUCUGCGGGAACUUGGCCAUCAAAGCACCGGUCCUGCAGGAUGUGACGCGCGUUGCUCACGCAAACGAGGGCAAAGUAUUCCUGUACAGCUUCGACUACGAUGGCAUUUCCUCGUUGCACAACUUUUCGGCCAACCCCGGGUUCGAUUAUCCGUACAAAAACAGCUCGUUCCACGGUGAGGACCUGUUCUACCUAUUUCCCCUGGGACAGCGGCUCAACCAGCAGGACACCGAGAUCGCCAAAAUGAUGGUGGACCUUUGGACGUCCUUUGCCAGCAGAGGUGUACCGACUUCGGUGUCCCUAAAGCAAAGCUGGAACCCUGUCACACGUUUCUACGGUCCGUACCUGAAGAUUAAUCACGUAACUGAGGAGCGAAACAAUUACUUCAACGAAUUCACUGCAUCGACCGAAAAAGCACGCCGCCAACGUUCUGCAGCACCGCGACUGGAGCUUUCAUUUGUCGUACUGGUAAUGAGUAACAUUUUAAUGUAUUAUUUAACUGUUGCCAAAUAA